Messenger RNA from Actinia tenebrosa (Australian red waratah sea anemone), 2450 nucleotides. RefSeq names its product shieldin complex subunit 2. Gene Ontology annotation, biological process: regulation of double-strand break repair via homologous recombination. NCBI's taxonomy places the organism in Eukaryota, Metazoa, Cnidaria, Anthozoa, Actiniaria, Actiniidae. Gene Ontology annotation, cellular component: site of double-strand break; nucleus. The record is from RefSeq and is a predicted model, not a curated record.
AUGGCGGAUGAUAAAAAGCGUAGCGCAAAUGCUGUGAAGGUUCUUGUCUUUGUCCCACCAAAAAUAUGCCUUCGCCAAACAGAAAAGAAAACGAAACUAGAUGCGCGAGAGCUACCGGAAGUGAAAUGUGACAAGACUUACUUAAAGUUUGAUGGUCAGAAAUUUGUCAAUGAUGAUGAAGCUACGACCCAAAAAGACCUAAAAAUUCAGAAUUCUAUUAGAACAGACUCUGAAGUUAGUACAAGUGGUGGAAUCGUUCUUGAUUAUGAGCCAGAACUCGUUCAGGAAUCAGUCAAUUCAUACUUGGACCAGGAAUUUUUCCAAGCGAAUCAGACCACUGCUUUCUGUAAUAGUUUGACUCGCUUUGAGAGCGUUUUGACUCAGGAUAAAGUAGGGAGUUUUGACAGACUUCAACGGGAAUAUGAAGCGGUGAACUUUGAGAGCCAGCUUCUCUUGAGAAAUAGCAUUUUAGACUGGCCUUUCAGCCGUGGUUCUUCUCGAGUGAGAGCCCAAAGUGACGAGUUGAUGCUUAAUGACAAUACGCAUCAGUUGACAGAAGAUGAUGUUUAUACUCAAGUCUGUACUCGUGAAGGUCAUGAUGAUAACAACGCUUCCUUCUUAUCGACACACAAAUCACCGCCAUUAUUUUCACCAGCUACGUCUGAAACGGUAGCAAAAGGUGUCGAAAAAGAAACUACGAAUCUCGAAGACACUACAGUUGUUGGAGAACCUAAUGAAGCUCCUCAAGAAACUGCAGGUCCUCUGCAACCAGAUACGAGCAAAACCCAGACGAUUGUUGUUUCCAGACAUGGUUGCACAUUGCCAAACAUUUUUGAUAAGCUAACUUAUCUUGCGCAGUGUAAUAAACUGAAGGAUUUAGUGAACAUAUGCGUCAUCGUUCUACAAGUGAAUCCAGUCAGAGAAAUCCAAAUCAAAUCAGGUAGAAACAAGGGAGAGUACAUUCCGUUGUCUUCAAUCAUCGUAGCAGAUGUAUCUAAAUCUCACUUCAAGUUGACUCUGUGGAGACAAGCUUCUCGUUGGACCGAGAGAAUUGUUCCUUGCGACAUCAUCAUUGCCACCUCAAUCCGAAUAGAAACGUGGAGAAACGAAAAUAUCGGCCAAACAACUUUCCAUUCGUGCUUUUAUAAUCUUCAUCAGCCAGUCAAACCUCUGUCACGCGACUGGCUUCACUUGGUGUCCCAGGAAAGACUUAAUGAGCUGCUCAAGCAAGCAGGACAAGACUAUGGCUAUCUCUUUAGGAAUACUCUUCCUGUAGACAGACAGCAAGUAAAGUUCGCUCGUAUCUCAGAGAUGAAAAAUAAUACCUUGGUUCACUUUAGAGGGUUUCUCCGUAAGGUUGAGGUUAUGACAAAUAAAUCGACUGAUGGUACUUACAAAUUUGGACAUCAAAGGCUUCCUAAGAUAAGAAUUAUUUUUGCCGAAUCUCCUGAUGAAGAAAUCAUCGUAAGUUUAUGGGGAAGACAAGCUGAGUGGUUAAACGAUUUGCGCACAGCAGAGGGAACGGUAUGGGAGCUGCAGUACCUGACAGCAAAGCACGACGCGUCCAGUGAAUCGAUGGUGCUACACACGACUCCAAAAUCAACAAAAUCAAAACUGACAGAGGAAAAUCUGGAGGCAAAAAGGUUACUUUCCAUCUUUGGUGACUUCUUCUUCAGCGAAGUCAAAACAUUCAAAAGUAUCAAAGAACUACUUGAAGCCAAGUUUUCAGGGUCUGCGGAAAUCAGUGGAUUUAUUUCCACAAUCGUUUUCUAUUCUGAUACUAACGAAGCUUUGAACAUUAAGAGUCCUCAAGAUGCGGAAGCCUUAAACGAAUGGUUACCACGUCUGACAUUCAUAGGCUGUGCUCUGUGCUUCCGAACGUUAACGAAAGACAAGAACCAGAUAUAUGGACAAUGUAAACACUGCGUACAUCAUAAACCAGACUAUACCUACAGAAUUGAACGGUUUUAUCGGAAUUGUACUGUGAGGAUAAAGGAUUCAGGAGUAGACAUUGAGGUGGACGUGAAGCAUGACUCAGCCUGCAAGCUGUUCAAGGGAAUUGAAGCGAAGCAACUGGUAAAGACCAAACAGCAUCCAAAUCCUUGCACAUUUAACAAUUUUGCAGAAAGAGUAAAAGAACUCGUUUCCAUGAGAGAAAAAUGCCGAUUUAUUUUGUCUUGUCACACUGUUUUAGAUGAAAAUAGUUUUGUAGUUAGUCGUACUUUUACCUUAAUGGACAUCAAAUAAUCAUUAUCAAUAAUCUAUUGAUAUAUAAUUUAUUUAUAAUUUAUGCAUGCUAUAUUAUCACUAGAUUAAAAAGUGUUCACAAUAAAAGCCAAAGAAUUUUGAUCAUGUAGGACCAAUUGUUUUUGAUCAGAAUGAAUUGAUUAAUUUUUUUUCCAGCACAGCAAGCCAAAUCCAAGAAUCGAAAAAUAAAGAUAAAAAGUUGA